This is a messenger RNA of Uloborus diversus, 2254 nucleotides long. It is a transcript of the gene Sac1, whose product is annotated as phosphatidylinositol-3-phosphatase SAC1-like. The record is from RefSeq and is a predicted model, not a curated record. NCBI's taxonomy places the organism in Eukaryota, Metazoa, Arthropoda, Arachnida, Araneae, Uloboridae. Gene Ontology annotation, cellular component: endoplasmic reticulum. Gene Ontology annotation, biological process: phosphatidylinositol dephosphorylation. The coding region runs from base 88 to 1872 and encodes 594 amino acids. The transcript is spliced from 19 exons. Gene Ontology annotation, molecular function: phosphatidylinositol-4-phosphate phosphatase activity.
GCUAAAGGAGAUCUCCGCGAUUUUUGCUAGAGGUGGUGGUAAAUAAAUUUUCAUGUGCUCUGUUUGUGGGAAUCAGCUGUAAUUAAAAUGCUUCCCGGGGCGGUUCAUGAGAAUUUAAUUUUGUAUAUUACUCCAGAAAAAUUCCUUAUUGAACCAGUUGGUGCCUUUGAUGAGCUCCUAAUCAUUGACAGAUCAUCUCGAGAAAUCAGUUUACAGCAUAACCAAGGACAAAUCGCGCCUAGUGCAACAAGUCAAUCAAUAUGUGGCAUAAUAGGAACAAUUCAUUUAAUUGGAGGUCCUUAUUUAAUUGUAAUAACCAAAAAAUCUAUUGUGGGCGAUGUAUGUGGCCAAGCUAUUUGGAGGAUAGAGGACACAGAUGUAAUUCCAUAUGCACGGACAAUGCUACAUCUAACUGAUGAACAGUCACAGUAUAAUAAGUCAUAUCUUUCAAUGGUGCAGUCUGUGUUGAAGACUCCAUAUUUUUAUUUCUCCUACACCUAUGACUUAAGUCAUACUUUGCAAAGGUUGCACAACACAAGUCCAGAUUUCUUACAAAUGCCUUUGUUUCAAAGAGCUGAUUCAAGAUUUAUAUGGAACUCUUAUGUCAUGCGUGAUUUUCUUGCCCAACAAGAGUUGCAAAAUUACUGGCUUCCUGUAAUACAUGGUUUUAUUGUUGUCAAAAAAUGUACCAUUAACCAGAAGUCUUUUUCCUGGACAUUAAUUUCACGAAGGAGUUUAUUUCGGGCUGGUACAAGAUUGUUCAUGAGAGGUCUUGAUACUGAUGGCCAUCCAGCAAAUUUUGUUGAGACUGAGCAAGUGAUUGAAUGCGAUGGUUCCAAAAGUUCUUUUGUUCAGACAAGAGGUUCAAUUCCAUUAUUUUGGACUCAGCUGCCUAAUCUAAGGUAUAAGCCCAAGCCUACUUUGAAUAACUACAACCAUUUAGAUGGUUUUCAAAGGCAUUUUGACAGCCAGAUCUACAACUAUGGGCAACAAGUUAUUGUGAAUCUGAUUGAUCAUAAGGGAGCAGAAAAGAAAUUAGAAGAAGCUUUAUCCCGUGUGGUUAAUUCAAGUGGAAACUCAAACAUCAAGUAUGAAGCGUUUGAUUUCCAUCAUGAAUGCCGCAAAAUGAGAUGGGAUAGACUAUCAAUUUUAAUGGAUCGUGUACGACAAGACUUGCUUGAUCACAAUUACUUUAUGAUGCUCCGUGAUGGAAGUGUCCCUUGCCAGCAAGAAGGAGUUUUUCGUACGAACUGCAUUGAUUGUUUAGAUCGUACAAAUGUGGUUCAGAGUCUCUUAGCUAGGGAGUCUUUAGAACUGCAGCUAAAGAAACUUGGUGUAUUGAGUGAGGGGCAAAAAUUGCAAGCUCAGCAUAACUUUGAAUUUAUUUACAAAAACGCUUGGGCUGAUAAUGCAGACAUAUGUAGUAUACAGUAUGCUGGAACUGGAGCCUUAAAAACAGACUUUACCAGGACUGGAAAACGAAGUAAGCAAGGCCUCUUAAAAGAUGGAUUAAAUUCUGCUGUUCGAUAUUUCAAAAACAAUUUUGCUGAUGGCUUUCGCCAGGAUUCAAUUGAUUUGUUCUUGGGAAACUAUCAAGUUGAUGAAAGUGAAGGUGUUUCAAAACCGUGUCCAUUAAAAGAUAAAAAAGAUCUGAAAUAUUCUGCUCUGCCAAUUGUUUUGCUGUUAGCCAUUGCUAUGUGCUUCUUGUCUCUGCUAGUACCCUCAAUGCACAGCUCGGAGACUUUCAUGUUCAUUCUUUUCUGGUUUGGGAUGGUUGUGAUUACAUUCGCUGUUAUUAUGUAUUACGGAGUCGAGUUUGUAGAUUACCCUAAGCUUCAAAAUGUCAGACCACCAGUAGUAAAAUAUGAAUGAAAUGAUGCCUACGUUCAUAUUGUAUAAAAUAUGAACUUUAUAAUGUGUAACUCACUGUUAAAUCAUUCCUUGACACAAAGUGCUAUAUUAAAAUGCUAUAUAGCUUUGUAAAUAGAAGUUGAGUAUAUCUAUAACUUUGAUUGCAAUGCUACACUGUUUAUUUUCUAUUUUGAAUUAUUUUUCGAAUUUGUCAAAGAAUCAUAGACUUGUUAUUGUAUUAAUUUCUUUAUAUCCCUCCGCCCUCACACCAACCUAUACAUAAAAUAAUGCAUCAAGUUUGUUAUUUUAGCAGGUUGUGGAAAUUGUUUCUAUUUGUUGAUUGUAUUCAUAGUUUAAUCAUUAAUUUUGUAAAAUAUCUUGAAAACCAAUUAAUUAAAAUAAA